AUGUUGUCCUUAAACAGAAGCAUUGGCUUGAAUGCCAUGAGAUCCAGCAACGUGAUCAGACCCGUGUUUGUGCGGAGUUUCAUCAAGACUAUUCCUCAACCUCCUGGUCACAUUGUUGGGGAUGUCAAUGAUGCUUAUGUUCCACCCCCACCUUCAAAGUCACAUGGAUCUCUCCAUUGGACUGCUGAAAGAGUUGUAGCUGUUGGUAUGGUUCCAUUGGCAGUUGCUCCAUUGAUUUCAGGUACUUCCACUUUGAUCGACUCUACUUUUAGUGCAUUGUUGUUGUACCAUGUUUACGCUGGUUUCCAAUCGUGUAUCAUUGACUACAUUCCAAAGAGAGUCUACGGCAUCUACCACAAGCUUGUCAUGUACUUAUUGGCAUUGGGCACUGGUGUCGCUGGUUACGGGGUAUACCAAGUUGAAACCAAAGAAGGUGGAUUUGCUCCAAUUAUCACCAAGAUCUUUAAGGCCUAA
Lizanozyma spartinae is the source of this 474-nucleotide messenger RNA. RefSeq names its product succinate dehydrogenase membrane anchor subunit. Gene Ontology annotation, biological process: mitochondrial electron transport, succinate to ubiquinone; tricarboxylic acid cycle. The record is from RefSeq and is a predicted model, not a curated record. The transcript has a single exon. Gene Ontology annotation, cellular component: mitochondrial envelope; membrane. Bases 1 to 474 code for a protein of 157 amino acids. Gene Ontology annotation, molecular function: heme binding; ubiquinone binding. NCBI's taxonomy places the organism in Eukaryota, Fungi, Ascomycota, Pichiomycetes, Serinales, Debaryomycetaceae.